This is a messenger RNA of Vanrija pseudolonga, 1125 nucleotides long. It is a transcript of the gene magt1, whose product is annotated as Magnesium transporter protein 1. Gene Ontology annotation, cellular component: oligosaccharyltransferase complex. The coding region runs from base 18 to 962 and encodes 314 amino acids. The record is from RefSeq and is a predicted model, not a curated record. The transcript has 3 exons. NCBI's taxonomy places the organism in Eukaryota, Fungi, Basidiomycota, Tremellomycetes, Trichosporonales, Trichosporonaceae.
CAAUCACCCACACCAGCAUGCGGCUCGCCCUCCCCUCGCUCCUCCUCCUGGCUCCCCUCGCGCUGGCGCGCACAGCGGCCGAGUGGGCGUCCGAGUCUGCGCGGUCGCGCGACGGCGUGAUCCACCUGCCCUCGAGCGCGGCAUACGACGAGCUCGUCAACGCACUGGACAGGGACUACUCCGUGACCGUCGUCCUCACGGCCCUGCCAGAGGCGUACAAGUGCGCGCCGUGCCGCACGUUCGACCCCAUCUUCCGCACCGUGUCCGACAGCUGGCGCCGCAAGGCCCCGAAAGGUGUGCGCGACGAGCACGUGUUCGCCGAGCUCGACUUCUCCGAGGCGGGCGAGAUCUUCCAGCGCCUCGGGCUGACCUCUGCGCCGGUCGUCUACUUCCACGGCAAGGACGGCAAGACGAAGACUUAUGACUUGAACCGGAGCGGCCUCGGCCUCCCAGCGCUGCACACCUGGGUGCGCAGCACGACGCCGGUCCAAUUCGACCUGUACAAGCCGUUCAACCCGAUCCCGCUGAUUAUCGCGCUCGCGGGGCUCGCGUUUGUGGGGUACAUCCUCUAUGCGGCAUGGGACAUUAUCCUGCCGAUUGUGCAGUCCCGUUUCCUGUGGGGCCUGGGCACGAUCGUCCUCUGCCUCAUCUUUACGAGCGGGUACAUGUGGAACAAGAUAAAGAACGCGCCGUUCGUCCAGGUCGGGCAGGACGGCAGGAUUAAUUGGAUCGCGGGGGGGUACUCGAACCAGCUUGGACUCGAGUCCCAGGUCGUCGGCGCGCUGUACGGCGCCCUCGCCCUCUGCAUCGUCGUCCUCACCGUCGUCAUCCCCGCCCAGUCGUCCCCCGUCAAGCAGCGCCUCGGCGUCUUCCUCUGGACCGGCAUGCUCAUUGUUCUUGCGUCGAUGCUGUUCAGGCUCUUCAGGCUCAAGAACGGUGGAUACCCCUUCCACCUGCUCUAACCGCGAGCGAAGCGAGCGGGAUGUACGUGGCGAGGCCGCGUCUCGACACGCCCACCGCUCAACACACAACAUGGGUCCGGCGUAUGCUGCCAGCAGCACACUCACACCCGCCCCACCCAAUACCCCACGUAGAAAAGCGCUGUGUGCGCCUAGAUGCAGCCAU